UUCCAGAUCAAAAACAAAGUGCAGCAGCUGCUGAAAGGUCAUGAAAGGAUGAGACAAAAUCUGGAGAGUUUCCCACUGAGCCUACAGGACAUGGAGGAGAUUAUCAGGAGAACACGUCAGUCUGUGGGGGAGAAAUACCGUGUGGUGUGGAAGCUGCUGGAGGAGGACAUGAGGAGGACGGAGGGGCUGAUCGAGGCCGAGCGGGUGAGGAUGGAGCGUCUGCUCCGAGGGCAGCAGGUGGACAGCGUGGCCUACAGCGACAGCAUCACCGCCAUCUUCAACGGUGUGGAGCGUCUGGGUAACAGCACUGAGACACGGGACAUCAGGAGACUGCAGGAGAUUGUCAGUUGGAGAACACGUUUGGAGAUGUUUGAGGAUCUUGAGCAGAACAUAGGGAAGCAAUGUUGGCUUGAGAGCGGGAGGCUGGCUUCGCUGGAGCGUUCUGUGGACGAGCUGCGGCGGUCUGUGAGCAGAAUCCUGCCCCGCAUGUGGCAAUAUUCCCGGAACCUGAGCUUUGACGUGGAGACUUGCCACCCGUGCCUGUGUGUGCUGAGUGACCAGUGCAGUGUGCACUACAUACCUACACCUCUCAACCUCCCCAACAAGAACCAGCGCUUCGAAGUCAGCUACAAUGUGCUGGCUCGCGAGAGCUUCUCCUCGGGGAAGCACUACUGGGAGGUGAGGGUCAGUAGGACCGGGAGCUGGAGUGUGGGGGUGGCCUACGCCAGCAUGGCUCGCAAGGGCAAAGGCAAGGAGACGGUGCUGGGCAAGAACAAGCAUUCCUGGGUGCUCAGGAGACUGGACCGGGAGUACCAUGCUCUCCAUGCCUCCGACUCCAUCUCUCUGGAUCUCAACCACAAGGACCAUGGCUUUGAGAGGCUGGGGGUGUUCCUGCACUGCGAGGAGGGACGUCUGUCCUUCUACAAUGUGGACAGGGCCUCCCACAUCCACUCCUUCAAGGCCCACUUCCGGGCACCGCUCUUUCCCGCCUUCAGCCCGGCCUCUAGCCGCCAUGUCAGGAACCACGAGCCCAUCAUCCUCUGUCAUCUGUCCUUGGAGAGAGAGAGCGAAGACUGUGCCAUUGGGGAAGAGUGAUAGUAAUAAUAAUAAUCCUUGCAUUUUGUCUCAAAGCGCUU
Callorhinchus milii (elephant shark) is the source of this 1136-nucleotide messenger RNA. RefSeq names its product tripartite motif-containing protein 14. Gene Ontology annotation, molecular function: protein binding. The record is from RefSeq and is a predicted model, not a curated record. NCBI's taxonomy places the organism in Eukaryota, Metazoa, Chordata, Chondrichthyes, Chimaeriformes, Callorhinchidae.